AUGACCCAAAGAAAUGGUACCACAGUGACUGAAUUCAUUCUGCUAGGGUUUUUGGUUCAGCAAGAGGUACAGUACGCUCUUUUCCUUGGGUUCCUCAUCAUCUACUUAACAUCUGUAAUAGGCAAUGCUGGCAUGAUCCUACUCAUCAACAUCGAUUCCCGCCUUCACACCCCAAUGUACUUUUUCCUUCAACAUUUGUCCUUCGUUGACCUGUGCUAUACCUCUGCUAUCACUCCCAAAAUGCUACUAAACUUCCUGGUAUCUGACAAAUCAAUCUCAUUCUCAGGAUGUGUGUUACAAUUGGAGGUUUAUGGAACAUUUGCCGUCACCGAAUGUUAUCUUCUCGCUGCCAUGGCCAUAGAUCGAUAUGUGGCCAUCUGUAAACCUCUACGUUAUCCAGUGAUCAUGUCCCGAAGAAUCUGCUUCCAGCUGGUGGCUGGAUCCUAUUUCAUGGGUUCUGUGACUGCCUCCAGUCAGAUUGCCUUUCUCUUUUCCCUUUCCUUCUGUAACUUCAAUGUAAUCAAUCACUUUUUCUGUGAUGCUCCACCACUCCUUGCCCUUUCCUGUUCCACAGUUGAUGUGAAUAUCAUGAUGCUAAUUAUCAUUUCAGGGCUCACGGUAUCAACCAUUAUGAUUGUUGUCUUCUUCUCUUAUAUGAACAUCCUGUCUGCCAUCUUGAAAAUGAACUCUGCCACAGGGAGAUACAAGGCUUUCUCUACUUGUGCUUCCCACUUGACAGCUGUCACCAUUUUAUAUGGGACUCUUCUUUACAUGUAUUUGCAGCCUUCUUCCAGUGAGUCUCAGGAGAACAAUAAAAUAGCCUCUGUAUUUUAUGGGGUCAUCAUCCCCUUGCUGAACCCUCUAAUCUACAGCUUAAGAAAUAAGGCUGUCAAAGAGGCAGCAAAACUUCUGGGGAAAUGUUGUUCAUGA
Antechinus flavipes (yellow-footed antechinus) is the source of this 930-nucleotide messenger RNA. RefSeq names its product olfactory receptor 5AK2-like. Gene Ontology annotation, biological process: G protein-coupled receptor signaling pathway; sensory perception of smell. The coding region runs from base 1 to 930 and encodes 309 amino acids. The record is from RefSeq and is a predicted model, not a curated record. Gene Ontology annotation, cellular component: membrane. Gene Ontology annotation, molecular function: olfactory receptor activity; odorant binding; G protein-coupled receptor activity. The transcript has a single exon. NCBI's taxonomy places the organism in Eukaryota, Metazoa, Chordata, Mammalia, Dasyuromorphia, Dasyuridae.